UGUGCAUCCUGCACUAUGCCACCCCUGUGCAACUGUAGCUGGUCCUGGUGUUUUCUCUUCUUUCUUCUAGCUCUGAACUUUAACCACGCAUCAUUCGCUCCAGAUUUCUCGGAUUUUCUUUACACAGUACUGAAGAACCACACCGGUCAUGCCUGUGAGGGGGAGACACUGACCAUCAAGUGUCCCUCCAAAACCACAGUGGCUGUUCUGUCUACGUUCUACGGCCGCCGAAUACCGAGUCAACACUUGUGCCCAACCGCAGAUGCAAACGUCACAGAGGAAAGCACUGACUGCACGUCCAACAUCGCCAUACAGAAAGUGGUGUCCGAGUGCCAGGAUCAGAGGGUGUGUCACAUUCAUGUAGCCAGUCCCAUGUUUGGACAAGAUCCCUGCCCUGAAACUAGCAAGUACCUCAUCGUGUCAUACAAGUGCCGUCCCGCACUUCAUCAUUUGAAGACAGUGUGUGAGAAUGAGAGGCUGAGACUGGCUUGUAAGAAUGACACCGUGCUGGCCAUCUACUCAGCCACAUUUGGACAUCUGGGGCAUGAUAGCCACCAGUGUCCUCAAGGGAAUGUUAAGCCUGACAUGGAAUGCUUGUCUCCAACAGCCCUGAGAAGGGUUUCACGAAAGUGCCAUGGUAGGACAAACUGCUCCCUGUUGGCUGAUGUACAAAACUUUGGAGACCCCUGCUUUCCGGGUACCAGCAAACAUCUGCGUGUUUCAUUCAUGUGUGUACCUAGGUAUCUGUUAGAAGAUGUUGGACGAGGACGUGGCGCCGACCCAUUCAGAAUCUCUGAUUAUACACAUGGUGGCUGGUACACUGGUCCUGGUGUGUACAGACCACAAAACAUUUUCACCAACUCUUUGGAAAUCUUUUCCCUGAUCCAGGGGCUUCCAGAGACAGUGGCUCUAUACUUCGUCUCUGGUAUCUGUGCUGGUUUGGUCUUCCUGCUCUGUAUAUUCGGUGUAAAAUCCACCCUGGUGAAGGAUGUAAAGGACCUAGUGUCCGAGCUAGAAGAUGAGAUCAAGGCCGCUCGCAGAUCACGCCGCGGGAUGAUCGAGGACUUCUACGAUGACAACUCCUCUUUAGACUCUUCCUUCCAGCGCCUCACACGCUCCUACCGUGCAGCCGAUAUGUUGAGUCCAGGAAUGGUGAUGACAGUGGUUGUUGAUGAGAAGAAGGAAGGGGACAGGGACAAAGCAGAGGUGCCAAACGGAGACAUCUUGCAGCACUGCAAUUCCAGCCCCUAUGCCAUCCAUAAACCUACACUUUUAUCUGGCUGAAUUCAGAGACAAGACAGACAUGUUUAGUUCUAGAUUGUUUUACAGCUUGUGUAUAGUGUUUUAUUACUCUAAAACUUCCCCUGUAAUGCAUAAUAAAAGAAAAUGAUAGGCAAUGUCACAAACAUACACACACACACAACGAUAUAUAUACUCUGAUCAGGCAUAACAUUAAAACCACCUCUUU
Trichomycterus rosablanca is the source of this 1468-nucleotide messenger RNA. RefSeq names its product protein eva-1 homolog C. The record is from RefSeq and is a predicted model, not a curated record. Gene Ontology annotation, molecular function: carbohydrate binding. Lineage: Eukaryota; Metazoa; Chordata; Actinopteri; Siluriformes; Trichomycteridae. Bases 16 to 1284 code for a protein of 422 amino acids. The transcript is spliced from 8 exons.